This is a messenger RNA of Gasterosteus aculeatus aculeatus (three-spined stickleback), 1077 nucleotides long. RefSeq names its product agouti signaling protein 1 (gene asip1). Gene Ontology annotation, molecular function: melanocortin receptor binding; neuropeptide hormone activity. Lineage: Eukaryota; Metazoa; Chordata; Actinopteri; Perciformes; Gasterosteidae. The record is from RefSeq and is a predicted model, not a curated record. Gene Ontology annotation, biological process: melanosome organization; hormone-mediated signaling pathway. Gene Ontology annotation, cellular component: extracellular region.
UCAACGGCAGGACAAGGUACUGCUACUUAAGGGAGCGAAGCUCUUUGAGAGAGAGACAGCGACAAUGGAGACGGCGAGAGACGGGAAGUGAAGACGAGGCAAAGACAGAACCCUACAAAUUAGAGGUGGAGGUUGGAAAAGGGAGGGAGGACAGAAAAAGGGAGAGCGGCGACUCGUGGACCAAAGAGGCAGAGAAACUAAACACGCAAGGAAAAGUGGGUGAGGGGGGUUGGAAGAGUGGGGGGGGGGACAAAAGGGAGAGUAGCCCUCUGCAGAAAGGACAGAAAGCAACGGACUGACAGCCGGACGGACCCACGGACACCCUGAACCCCAGCGUUUACCUGCCGCAGCGCUGCUGUUGCUUUGGCUCCAGAGGAAGAUGCGCGCGUCGACGCUGCUCGGCUGCCUGGUGCUGGUCACGGCCGACCACCUCCUCGCCGCGGCCAUCAUGAUCCCGGACGAGACUCUCUCCACCAACCGGGUCGUCGUGUCCAACGCCGUGUCCCAAAACCUUUACAAAGGCCCGCCCCCUGUCCUGAUUGUAGAAUUGCCAAAGUCAGUGAAGAAGAACAAGAUAGCUAAGAAACAAAAAAAGAACUCGUUUCGGGUGAAGAAGCGGCCUCCUCCGCCCGCUGACUGCGUUCCUCUGCUGGGAAGCUGUAAAUCCCCGAGCAACGUGUGCUGUGAUUUCUGCGCUUUCUGCCAGUGUCGCCUCUUCAGAACGGUCUGUUUCUGUCGAAUGGGGAACCCUCGCUGUUGAGCGGCGAGCGGCGGCGGCGGGACCCGGCUCGGAGCCCGCGAAGGGGGACAGUGCUGGACGGGACUCGCUUCCGGCCCGCGUCUGUAACUUUGCCGGACAUUCUAUGCAUGAAAGCACUUUAUUACCGAGGACUCUUCCACAGCGAGCAGCUUAUACUGCAAUGACACUAACACUGAGCUUCAGCACACAUCUAUUGAAUAUUUGCUCUAACUAUUUUAUAUAUUGCUUUAUUUUUACAUAGAAUACACUAUACUACAAAUACGCAAUAACACAUAUUAUACAAAGCCUUCAACAAUAAAGUUGUGUACUUUGUGUUA